Messenger RNA from Oncorhynchus tshawytscha (Chinook salmon), 2493 nucleotides. Its product is annotated as potassium channel subfamily K member 15-like. Lineage: Eukaryota; Metazoa; Chordata; Actinopteri; Salmoniformes; Salmonidae. Gene Ontology annotation, biological process: potassium ion transmembrane transport; stabilization of membrane potential. The record is from RefSeq and is a predicted model, not a curated record. Gene Ontology annotation, cellular component: membrane. Bases 41 to 1309 code for a protein of 422 amino acids. Gene Ontology annotation, molecular function: potassium ion leak channel activity. The transcript has 2 exons.
CCCACCUCUCAGUGCCCACUCGAGUUCUCUCGGAGUGAGGAUGAAGGCGCAGAACAUUCGGACCCUUUCUCUCAUCCUGUGUAUGCUAUCCUACCUGCUUGUGGGAGCCGCGGUGUUCGACGCCCUCGAAUCAGAGACCGAGAACUCGAGGAAGAAGAUCCUGGAACAGAAACGCAGUGAGCUGAAGAAGAAGUACGGAUUUACCGAUGACGACUACCGGGAGAUCGAGAGAGUGGUUCUUCAGUCGGAGCCCCAUCGCGCGGGGAGACAGUGGAAAUUCGCGGGAUCCUUUUACUUUGCUAUCACCGUCCUCACGACGAUAGGUUAUGGUCACGCUGCUCCAAGCACUGAUGCUGGAAAGGUAUUCUGCAUGUUCUAUGCAGUUCUGGGUAUCCCUCUGACACUGGUCAUGUUCCAGAGCAUGGGGGAAAGGAUCAACACGUUCGUCCGCUACCUCCUCUGCAGGCUCAAGCGAUGCAUGGGCUUACGGAAGACUGAUGUGUCCAUGGGGAACAUGGUGCUGGUGGGCCUCCUGUCCUGCAUGAGCACCCUCUGUGUCGGGGCAGCAGCCUUCUCCCACUUUGAGGGCUGGACUUUCUUCAAUGCCUACUACUAUUGUUUCAUCACGCUCACCACCAUUGGCUUCGGGGACUUUGUGGCCCUGCAGAAGAAGGAGGCCCUCCAGAGGAGGACUCCCUAUGUAGCCUUUAGCUUCAUGUACAUCCUGGUGGGGCUGGCAGUGAUCGGGGCUUUCCUGAACCUGGUGGUGCUACGCUUCCUCACCUACAGCACAGAGGAGGCAACCAGGAGCCUGGAGGUGGAGUGGGAGGAGCAAAAGCCAGCAGCGCCUAAAACAACAGGGGGUGGGGAGGUGGAGGCAGAUGUGGAAGCAUCAGUGUGGGACAGAGCUGAUGGGAUAGAAUGGUUUGGAGCUGAGGAUGGGAACAGUAGCUGCUGUAACCUCUCCCUGCCCAUGGAGGGAGGCACCAGUCGUACCAAUCUCAUCCCCUCUCCAUCUGAGGAGCGUAGAGAGACCCCUGGGGUCAGGGACUCUGCUAAGCAUCCUGAGUCCCGCAUCAGCGCCCUCUGCUCCUGUAUGUGCUUCAGGCUGUGUGCCUGUGACAGCCCCUCUCUGGCCCACUGUGAGCACUCAGGCUGCCACAGCAACCCUGUCUUCUACAACUCCAUCUCCUACAGGGUGGAUGGAGCCUCCUGCAGCUCCAGGGGCACCUCAACCCAGUCCUUCCCAAGCAGCGAUGCCCUUUUUCUGGGGAUGAGCAGCCCUCACACACGGAGGAAGUCAGUAUAGCUGCUCACUCUGAACUAAAGUGGUCUUUGUUCUUAUCUACAUUACAGCCAGAGAUGUUACUCUGAUUCUCUGCAGGUGGAACAAAUUGUGUAUGCUUUCCCAAAAAGGUCACAUUUACAUAUUUUAGGUUGUGCUUCUACACUAUAUAUACAAAGUAUGUGGACAUCCCUUCAAAUAAGUGGAUUCAACUGUUUCAGCAAUACCUGUUGCUGACAGGUGUAUAAAAUCGAGCACACACCCAUGCAAUCUCCAUAGACAAACACUGGCAGUAGAAUGGCCUUACAGAAGAGCUCAGUGCCUUGAACAUGGCACCGUAAUAGGAUGCCACCUUUCCAACAAGUCAGUUUGUCAAAUUUCUGCCUUGCUAGAGCUGCCCUGGUCAACUGUAAGUGCUGUUAUAGUGAAGUGGAAACAUCUAGUAGCAACAACAGUUCUGCCGUGAAGUGGUAGGCCACACCGGCUCACAAAAAGGGACUGCAGUGUUGAAAGGCAUACAGUGGUUCCUCCUUUAAAAGUUUGUACCGCGGAACUUAGAGGUACCCUACGUCACGGCUUCACUGCUCCAGACCACCGCAAGGGGGAGUUAGAGCACUCAUUACAUUGUAGAAUAAUAGUGAAGAUAUCACAACUAUGAAAUAACACAUGUGGAAUCAGUUAAGAACAAAUUCUUAUUUACAAGGACAGCCUACUCCUUCCUCCCUGUUGGGGAAUUGAACCCCGGUCUCCCGCGUGCCCUUCCCGCACGACACAGGGUUUCUUUAGCAAAAUAGCCCAGUACUGUACUGCCGACGUCACGUUGUACAGUUUCCUUUUUCGUUUUUCUCCGAAUAUAAACACCAUAAUAUUAAUAAAAUUAAUGAAGACAAAUUUCUUAAAAUCAAUCCCAAAUACUAUGCUAUUACAAAAAAGGUUUUAAAUUCUCUGGUAAUGCCAAUAUGGAAGACUAUCAAAUGCUUCUCAAAGAUGCCUUCUGGUGGUCAAACUAGCACUAACUUGCAUUAACAGAACAAAUGGCUUACAAUUUGAUAACGUGCCACAGAAUGCUGCAGCAGCCUGCAAGGAGUGCUGCAGUGUGACGCAACUUUUAACGGAGGAACCACUGUAGAGGGUAAAAAUCGCCUGUCCUUGAUUGCAACACAAGAACUGUUUGUCGGGAGCUUCAUGAAAUGGGUUUCCAUGUCCGA